UGUAAAUUAAAAAUCCAAAUUUCGGAUGCUGGUCAAGAGAUAACGAUAAUAGGCAGUGGAACUCUUGUUUGGCCUUAUCAAUAGGUUAGGGGUCAGGGGUUAUCGAGGGCUUGAUAAGCCAGGCGUUCUCUCAUCGGCGGCGAUGCUUGUUUUUUUGCGGCAGUUCCGAUUCGAACGCAGCCAUACCUCAAAGCCAUGCAGCAGGCGCGCUCUACACUGCCACAAAAGCUUCGGUUUUGCUUUAGUUGGGACCUCAACACCGGAGUUAGCAACCCGGUUAAAAAGCUGAGCGGAGCUUCAACUCGCUUCGCCGCCAAAAAUCAGACGCUACCGCCACUAACAUUAUUCUCGCCGAUCAUCAGACGAUAUUCGGACCGCAAACAGAGCACUUUGAAGAAUAUGGCUGAUCAGAAGUUGCUGCAAACUCCUCUGGAGGAGGGUGAUCCCGAGUUGGCCGAUCUGAUCAAGAAGGAGAAGGAGCGCCAGCUCGAGGGACUCGAGAUGAUCGCCAGUGAGAACUUCACCUCGGUGGCAGUCCUGGAGAGCCUCAGCUCCUGCCUCACCAACAAGUACUCCGAGGGAUAUCCCGGCAAGCGGUACUACGGUGGCAACGAGUUCAUCGACUGUGUGGAGCUUCUUGCCCAGAAACGCGGUCGCGAGCUGUUCAAUUUGGAGGAGGACAAGUGGGGUGUAAAUGUGCAGCCGUAUUCCGGAUCGCCGGCCAAUUUGGCAGUCUAUACGGGCGUAUGCCGUCCUCAUGACCGGAUCAUGGGAUUGGAUCUGCCCGAUGGUGGUCAUUUGACCCACGGUUUCUUCACGCCCACCAAGAAAAUCUCGGCUACGUCGAUUUUCUUCGAGAGCAUGCCGUACAAAGUGAAUCCGGAGACGGGCAUCAUCGACUACGAUAAGUUGGCGGAGGCGGCGAAGACGUUCCGGCCGCAGAUAAUCAUUGCCGGAAUAUCGUGCUACUCUCGACUGUUGGAUUACGCCCGAUUCCGUCAGAUUUGCGAUGAUGUGGGUGCCUAUUUGAUGGCCGAUAUGGCCCAUGUGGCGGGAAUAGUGGCCGCCGGAUUGAUACCGUCCCCAUUUGAAUACGCCGACAUUGUGACGACCACCACGCACAAGACGCUGCGAGGUCCUCGGGCUGGAGUGAUCUUCUUCCGCAAGGGCAUGCGCAGCACCAAGGCCAAUGGAGACAAGGUGCUGUACGAUCUGGAGGAGCGCAUCAACCAGGCGGUGUUCCCAUCGCUGCAAGGUGGCCCCCACAACAAUGCCGUGGCUGGAAUCGCCACCGCUUUCAAGCAGGCCAAGACCCCAGAGUUCAAGGGCUAUCAGUCGCAGGUCCUCAAGAAUGCCAAGACCCUGUGCGAUGGCCUCAUUUCGAAGGGCUACCAGGUGGCCACCGGCGGCACCGACGUCCACUUGGUCCUGGUGGAUGUGCGCAAGGCUGGCCUGACCGGUGCCAAGGCGGAAUACAUUCUGGAGGAGGUGGGCAUUGCCUGCAACAAGAACACAGUGCCCGGGGAUAAGUCCGCACUGAAUCCUUCGGGCAUUCGGCUGGGCACUCCUGCGCUGACCACUCGUGGUCUUGCCGAAAAGGAUAUUGAGCAGGUGGUGGCCUUCAUCGAUGCUGCACUGAAACUGGGCGCCCAGGCGGCCAAAUUGGCCGGCAGUCCCAAGCUGGCCGAUUACCACAAGACGCUGGCCGAGAAUGUGGAUAUCAAGUCGCAGGUGGAGGAGGUCCGCAAGUCUGUGGCCCAAUUCAGCAGGAAGUUCCCAUUGCCCGGCUUGAAGAACCUGUAGGUGCCGUCCGUUUCCUCACCAUCUCGUUAUUCUCCUUUUUUUUUACCUUUUUAUUGGCACUCUCGAAAAAACAAUGUUUGGAUUGCAAAGCCCAAGGUUGUGUUUCCCCAAAAAUGCGAGUGGAAAUAGUAGUUAAGUCAUUAAACGCAUUUUAUUUCAUGUAUCAUAA
Drosophila rhopaloa is the source of this 1972-nucleotide messenger RNA. RefSeq names its product serine hydroxymethyltransferase (gene Shmt). The transcript is spliced from 4 exons. Gene Ontology annotation, molecular function: serine binding; protein homodimerization activity; zinc ion binding. Gene Ontology annotation, biological process: tetrahydrofolate interconversion; L-serine catabolic process; protein homotetramerization. The record is from RefSeq and is a predicted model, not a curated record. Gene Ontology annotation, cellular component: cytoplasm; cytosol; nucleus. The coding region runs from base 196 to 1803 and encodes 535 amino acids. Lineage: Eukaryota; Metazoa; Arthropoda; Insecta; Diptera; Drosophilidae.